CAUAAAUGGGGUGUGGAGCAUAAAAGAAUUCAUCAGGUCUCAAUGAGAAGCUUAGAGCUAAAGCUCUGGAAAUAUUUCGAAGAAUUGACAUCAAUAAUUCAGGUUCUAUAGAUAAAGAUGAAACUUAAAAAUUUUGGAAAACUAACUUUGCAAAAGUUAAUACUUAAGCUUUAUUCAAUGCAGUUGAUUUUGACAAGAGCGGAUAGAUAUCAGAGGAUGAAUGGAUGGCAUUUUGGGAAAUUGUUAAAAAAAGUGGUUAUACAGAUACAGAAAUCUCAGAAGAAGUACUGAAUGUAACAAUAAAAAUAGCUAGAUAAUUUAAUGGAAGGAAAGGCAUGGGUGUAGUUCAGAAAAGUAGAUGAGUUUGUAAAAAGGGAUUUGUAGAGAAAGAACAGUUAAGUUUAGGAAAUUGUAAAAUAGAAUUCAAAGAGGAAGUCACUCGUUCAAUAAUAAUAAAGCUUUCAUUAGCAAUGA
Molecule: messenger RNA, 474 nt
Organism: Paramecium octaurelia
Lineage: Eukaryota; Ciliophora; Oligohymenophorea; Peniculida; Parameciidae
Source: the annotation of a GenBank genome assembly